Molecule: messenger RNA, 2724 nt
Organism: Guyanagaster necrorhizus
Lineage: Eukaryota; Fungi; Basidiomycota; Agaricomycetes; Agaricales; Physalacriaceae
Exons: 5
Coding region: 388-2724 (778 amino acids)
Source: RefSeq, a predicted model, not a curated record
AAAGUGGAGGUUCUGGAAGAUCCAGAGCGACAGAAGCUGUGGGCCCACGUUUCAGAAUCAGGACAUCGCUACUUGAUGAUGAAAUCCCGCAAAGUUGAUUCCAGAUCUGAUACCGUCUUAACGACAUCAGGUCUCAGUGUCUGCGCCAGACGUUCCUCUGGUGGUCACCAUCGUCGACGUGCUUCUAUUCGCGUGGCUCUUUACAAUCUCGUAAUCCUGGGUCAUUAUCGUCUUUCGACUAGACGCACGGUCUCAUGAUGAUUUUCAUAUCUAUAAAGACCGGCGUCACCGAUGUAUUGCUGAUAGUCAUCUUUUAGGGGAAGAAAUCACAACACUGCAUAGGUCCCAAUCUAUACAAGACUUUCAAGUUUCUACCUAAGCAUCACGAUGACUCCGUCCCAUUACUCUCCCCUCCGUUUCGUUCCCGCAUCUUCCGCCGACUCGUUAGACGUUAGCCUCCUAGAUAGCCAUAAGAGCUCUAAACCUCAAACUCGCGUCUCUUAUGGCCGUAGAAGAAGAAUAUCGAUCGCUGUCAUCAUUCCGGGCAUCCUUACUUUCGCUGCCACUGCCGGACUUGCAUCCUCACUAUUGGCAUGGCUUCUAUCCCGCCGCGUAAAAUCCCACAUACCCCGCGAAGAUCCGUACUUUCUAGAUGCUGUUGUUGCAAUAGAGGGAACAAGAGCGCCUCAAAGGCUCGACGAUGGUUCUUUGAAACUUGAUACGACAAUGUACGGUUUGGCUAUAUCAUCUCUUUCUGCCCAAUUGGUAGCUCUCACCGUACCAUUUCUUCUAGGUUUGCUUGGUUAUCGCCUGGCCUCAAUGUGGAUCCUUGCGCAAGAAAAAGUGCACACAAGGUCUAUGCCAACUGCAAUCCAGUAUGGACUGCUUGUCAAAUUAUGUGGAUCGGCGAACCUUUGCAGCGCAUACGAGACAGUGCAGUAUCUCAAGCGUGGGCGUGAAAGAAGAUCACAAGCUCCCCCUAGCUUGGUUUUCGCUUUGAUUAUCCUCAUUCUAGCCAUUGCUUUGAAUCACCUUCUAUCUGCCGCAGACUUAUGGCUUCACACUACCGCAAGUACCUUCGUCCACACCUCCAUAACCGAAAUUGCUGCAGAAUGGAUGCCCGCCGUGGGUACAAAGCUCAACCUCACUGCGUGUCCGGGUCCUACGGUAUCUAUACAUCAAAUGAGCUUGUCGACGGAUGGUCAAAAUUAUAGCAACUGUGCGCACUUUGCUGUCGAAUCCGCUUCAGCUCCUGUCAACCGAUGGGGUGACGUGGGUAUGAUCACUGAAGGACUUGCUGUCGUGGGGAACAGUAGUUCCACAUCAAGGACUGUCAUGAUCGACGACGUGGCAAUCCUUGUGCCCAGCACCAUGCCAGACAACGUCGACAACCUCACAUUCAAUUCUUUCGGGCUCGUCGCUCAUUGCCAGCCCGUGGUCAACUGUUUACUUGAUCCCAUGCAGUACGAUCCUGUCCCAAUACUCUACUGUCCUUCUUUCAAUCCUCCAUACAACAUUAGCAGCAUCGUUGACGGCUCAGCAACUAGCCGCAUUGAUAUGCUCAAUUUGACAAACAACGCUUUGUCGCUAGAUGGCGGUUACCCCCUUGAUUCUGUCCUGAACCCAUACGGAGCGCGCGUCAUCUUCUAUUGGUCUAACGAUAACGAUAAUAUCGCCUUUCCCGCAGACGAUACACCUGGAUGGUAUCAGAGAUCCCUGUUAGGAUCAUCGUAUUCAUAUUGGUACAUGAGUACAUGCAAUAUGACUGCGUACAAUGUUUCGCUUUCCUACAGUACUCUCAACGGAAGCAAUCAAUAUGCAUUUGUGGACGGACCCGUCGCAUCCAACUUCAACACCACAUCUGCUCUCUUUGCAGCUCUUGACUCCGCCUAUCAAGAAAAUCUGGUUGACUAUCUACAAAGCACCCUCGAGACUUCCUUCACCCUUCCCACAGACACAUUCAAUACAGUUCUCUCACGAAAUAUGUCUUACGCCGCAAUGGGCCUCGCGUCGCCUCUCCUUGAACGCGACGUGAGCGCCGGCGGCAAUGCUAUUCUCCUGAGGAGCGCCAGCAGGUAUCCUUUGGCGCCUCUCUCAACCGUGCUAGCCAUACUCUACACCUAUGCCCUUCUUACCCUCGUAAUAACCGCGUCCUCUGUCAUGCUAUCUUCCCGGGAGAUCGUAGUCACAAAGGACAGCGGGGAGAAGCACAGAAUCACAACCAUUGAACUCGUUCAGCUUCGACUUGCUAACCCGCUGGCGAGUAUUGCAGAACGAUUCAUAGAUCCCGCACAGCCCGAACUGUUGUUGGAAUCAUCGGCUGUCGACAUGUUCUACGAGCACCCACGGGCAGAGAAACUAGGAGUUGUAAUGGUGGAAGAUGAGGAACAGGAUGCAGAGGGUAUGAUCAGGAGAAGGCGGGGCCUCAGAGUUGAGAGCGUCGAGCGGAAGUUGACGAGACUCUCAGGCUCAACCUCCACAGUACCUAUCCAGAUUCAACCUACUCUUCCUGUGGACCUGUCCUCGUCCACUAUCCUGAUGGCCUUCUCUGCUGGACGAUGUGACGGCGAUGCAUUUUUGAAGGCGAGUCCUGUCAAGGUGAAGGCUCCGGAAGGCGAGGAGCGAGAAAAGGCUGUGGAGGCAAACACCCAGGAAAAUGAUCCACGAAGAAGGCGAAAGUUACUCGGUCUUGGGGAACGAAAGACGUUUCGGAGACAUUUGUGA